AUGCCUCUACAAAAAAAACUUUCUUGUCUCUUCAUUUUUUUUGCUAGUCUAUUACUUACUAGAGCUGAAGUUGUUCCAUGCAAUCACAAGACUCCAGUAUGCGAGUGUACGGAUCCUAGGGAUGAGGUAUGCGAGUUUACAUUUGAUAUUGAAAUGCUGCAGACCUUCACUCGAUAUGUGGUUGAUGAUGCUACUGGAGACUCGCGUGGCACUGCUGGCAGUGUAUGGUAUAUUAAUAAUGACGGAGAAUGGGAAAGAGCUAAUUCUAAAGACACACUAUGUGGUAGCAGCAUUAAUAGUACUAACUGCACUCAACCGUUUGGUGUUGAUGGGUACACUUUUCGUUCCUUUAUAGCAGUCAAUGGACGUAUACCAGGACCAACACUCAUUGUAACUAAAGAUUGGUUGGUUAAAGUGAAUGUAAUCAAUAGAUUAGCAUCAGAGAGUGUAUCUAUACACUGGCAUGGGAUGCAUCAAAGGAACAGUAACUGGAUGGAUGGAGUGGAGCAUGUUACACAGUGUGGUAUACCUCCAGGAGCUAGUUUUACUUAUAUCUUCAAUGCAACUCAAUACGGGACUCACUGGUAUCACUCUCACAGUGGAGCUCAGAGAACUGACGGACUCUUUGGAGCUCUCAUUGUUAAAGAGAGUCAAAGCGACAGAGCAAAAGUGAGAAAUGAAAUCGGUGAUUUUAUAGACAUACCGUCUCAGCAUACGCUAACACUCCUUGACUGGCAAGUAUCAAACUCUAUCGAUCUAUUCACACGGAUUCAUUCCGGUAUCAGGUACUAUAAUAUUGAGAAUGCAGCUAAACUGAGCUCUAAUCCAGAAUCAAGACGUACCUAUUCAUCAGACGGUGCUGAAGUGGGUCCUGUUCCUUAUUGGUCAGGGAUAAUAAAUGGAAAAGGAAGACAUAGAAGUGUUCCUUAUGUUAAUUCAGAGUUGAGUGUUUUUGAGGUCUCUCCUGGUAGCGUGUAUCGUUUUAGGUUGAUUGGUGCACAGAGUUUGUAUGCUUAUCGUUUCUCCAUUGACAGACACAAACUAACCGUGAUAGCAACAGACGGGCAAUAUAUAAGACCGAUGGAAGUCGAUUUCAUUAUAAUUCAUUCUGGAGAGCGAUAUGACUUUCUUCUUCAAACAGAAAACGACACGUCACAAUUUAAUUAUUUAAUCCGUGCAGUGACAAUGGAGGUAAACGAUGAAGAAAAUAAGAAUAUAACAGAAGCUAUACUGCACUACAAUACAGACUCAUCUACUUAUCCUACAGCUACUGAAUAUGAGAGCAUUGCUCGAAGUUCUCAAAGUGACCAUGUUAGAUGCACUGAAACCUCCAACUGUACAGCCCUCAACUGUCCCUUCCUGGUCUACCCUCAGCGGUAUCACAUCAGUUGUGAACAUAUUCAUAACCUGAGGCUACUCUUUCCUGUAUCUGAUAGUGAUCUACCUACUAAUGGCGCAAAAGGUCGUACUAGCUUAUUCUUCAAUUUCGGUUUUGAAGGAAUUAGUCAGACCAGUGCCAUUAAUGCUCGUAACUUGAAACUUCCCUCA
Messenger RNA from Amphimedon queenslandica, 1548 nucleotides. RefSeq names its product laccase-4-like. The annotation marks the transcript as partial. The record is from RefSeq and is a predicted model, not a curated record. Gene Ontology annotation, molecular function: oxidoreductase activity; copper ion binding. NCBI's taxonomy places the organism in Eukaryota, Metazoa, Porifera, Demospongiae, Haplosclerida, Niphatidae. The transcript has a single exon.